CGGGUGGCUUUGGAAUUCUCAGAUCAGGCUCAAUGUUCAUGGCCGCGCUGGCAGCGGAACGGCGAUAAAAAGAGCUCCGGGCUGGUCUCAUCCCGCCUUACGUCCAUCCACUUUUGACCAAAGUCUCCCCCCCCGUCGCUGCUCCAGCCCCACAAACAUGUCUCCCCGCCAGAUCCGUCUCGGUCGCAACGGCCCCCUUGUCUCCCCAAUCGGCCUCGGCUGCAUGGGCAUGAGCGAGUUCUACGGAGCCUCGAACGACGAAGAGUCGAUCGCCGUCCUCAAUCGAGCCAUCGACCUCGGCGCCACGUUCUGGGACACGGCCGACAUCUACGGAUACGGCGACAACGAGCGGCUCCUCGCCAAGGUCCUUGCCACCCGCCGCGACAGUGUCUUCCUGUGCACCAAGUUCGGCAUCGUCCGGGACCGCACCGACCCGACCGUGCGAGGGUUCUCGGGUACGCCCGAGUAUGUCCGCAAAGCAUGCGAGGCAUCGCUCGAGCGGCUCCAAGUCCAGACCAUCGACCUUUAUUACCUUCAUAGAGCGGAUCCCAAUAUCCCCAUCGAAGUGACCGUCGCCGCCAUGGCCGAACUUGUCAAGGAAGGCAAGGUCCGGUAUCUCGGCUUGAGCGAGGUGAGCGGCGACACUUUGCGCCGUGCCUAUGCCGUCCAUCCCAUUGCUGCCGUCCAGGUCGAAUACAGCCCCUGGACUCUUGACAUUGAGACCAACGGCCUGCUCGAUGCCUGCCGCGAGCUCGGCGUCACAAUCGUCGCCUACUCGCCCCUCGGCCGCGGCUUCCUCACGGGCCAGUACCAGAGCCUCGACGACUUUGCCGCGGACGACUACCGCCGCUUCAGCCCCCGCUUCGCCGGCGACAACUUCCAGAAGAACCUCGACCUGGUCCGCAAGUUCGAAGAGAUCGCCAAGGCCAAGGGCGUCAGCACCUCCCAGUUCGUCCUGGCCUGGGUCGUGGCCCAGGGCGAGGAUUUCAUCACCAUCCCCGGCACCAAGCGGGUCAAGUACCUCGAGGAGAACAUGGGGGCUGCCAAUGUGGAGAUCACUGCCGAGGACAAGGCCGCCGUUCGCCAGAUCCUAGACUCGUUCGAGGUCAGCGGAGACCGAUACCCCACCAACAUGAUGGCUGCCCUUAACAAGUGAGGUUCCACACCAGCCACUGCCCUUCUGUUGAAAUGGGGGAAAUCACGGCGCUGGAAUACAAUACGCAUUCGACCCUCGAUCUGGGGAAACCGUGGAUGUGAAUGUUCGCCCAUCCAAUGUCCAUCUCUAUCCCCUGGGCGAUGGAGUACAGCAUGUCCAGGCACCAACUCGUGGUAUGCAAGCUGAUCACCACCGAGAUCGCUACACUGAUCGACGUCCAUCCGCGACAUUGCAACAGCGUGACAGGAAACGAAUACAGUGACUGGCGCCAUUCA
Molecule: messenger RNA, 1431 nt
Organism: Polychytrium aggregatum
Lineage: Eukaryota; Fungi; Chytridiomycota; Chytridiomycetes; Polychytriales
Product: aldo/keto reductase
Exons: 5
Coding region: 158-1156 (332 amino acids)
Cellular component (GO): cytoplasm
Source: RefSeq, a predicted model, not a curated record